AUGGCGGCCACGCUCUUCUCCAUCUCCCUCUCCCCCCAGUUCCUCUCCCUCCCCUCCUCCUCCUCCUCAUUUAAGCAGGCCCCCUCCGCAUUCUUUCCCUCGAAGACCCCGCUGCACCGUGCGCACGCCUCCGCGGGCUGGAGGCACCCGCUCGCGCCCUUGGCCGUGUCCGUGUCGUCACAUGUCGAGACUGAGGUCGCCCAUGAGUUCUCGGAGGACCUAAGGGUGUUCGUUGGCAACCUCCCCUUCAGCGUCGACAGCGCCCAGCUAGCCGGCCUAUUCGAGCAGGCUGGCUCCGUCGAGAUGGUCGAGGUUAUCUGUGACAAAUUGACUGGACGUAGCCGUGGAUUUGGGUUUGUAACUAUGUCUACUGUCGAAGAGGUUGAGGAGGCAGUUGAGCGGCUCAAUGGCUAUGUGCUUGAUGGUAGAAGUUUGAAGGUGAAUUCAGGGCCGCCACCACCCAAGGACCAAUCCUCACCAAGAGGAUUUAGAGAGCAAUCAGGCGGAUUCAGGCAGCAAUCUUCACGUGGGCCCGGUGGUGGGGACAAUAGGGUGUAUGUGGGUAAUCUUUCUUGGAAUGUCGAUGACUCAGCUCUUGCAAACUUGUUCAAUCAGCAAGGGAGUGUCUUGGGGGCCAGAGUCAUCUAUGACAGGGAGAGUGGGAGGUCAAGGGGAUUUGGUUUUGUCACAUAUGGUACUAGUGAUGAAGUUGAGAAAGCAGUAUCUAAUCUUGACGGCUCUGUGAGUUUUCACUCAUUUAACUGGUUGCUUACACCUGUGACCCUUCAUUAUUGUUCUUUCGGCGUGGUGCUAAAUGACUUUCUAUUUCCUGGUCCACAGGACUUGGAUGGAAGACAGAUCCGUGUUACAGUAGCAGAAGCGAGACAACCUAGGCGAGAAUAUUAA
Messenger RNA from Triticum turgidum subsp. durum (durum wheat), 906 nucleotides. The record is from the annotation of a GenBank genome assembly. Lineage: Eukaryota; Viridiplantae; Streptophyta; Magnoliopsida; Poales; Poaceae.